Molecule: messenger RNA, 3377 nt
Organism: Pristis pectinata (smalltooth sawfish)
Lineage: Eukaryota; Metazoa; Chordata; Chondrichthyes; Rhinopristiformes; Pristidae
Product: prolyl endopeptidase-like
Exons: 15
Coding region: 220-2346 (708 amino acids)
Biological process (GO): proteolysis
Cellular component (GO): cytosol
Molecular function (GO): oligopeptidase activity; serine-type endopeptidase activity
Source: RefSeq, a predicted model, not a curated record
GGGGGCAGAUCUCUGGGUCAGGACUCACACCUGACAUGUCCUGGGGAAGGACGAAAUAACCGUGUCCCGUUCUAGCCCGGCUGGGACGGUGCUGAUCUCAGCAUCGGAUCCCGGGUCACAGGGGGCGGUCCCGUUCCCGGAAGGCGGUAGCCUGGGCCGAGCUGAGCCGCUGUGCAUCGCUGAGAGUUGGGCUGAUACCCCCGGCUGAAGUGGGUGGCAAUGGAAAUCCGGUACCCGGAGCCAGAGAGGGACGAGAGCCGGGUGGAUGAUUACCAUGGGGUUAAAGUACCUGACCCCUAUGUCUGGCUUGAGGAUCCCAACAGUGAACAGACCAAGGCAUUUGUUGAAGCCCAGAACCAGCUAACCAUGCCUUUCUUGGAAAAGUGCAGAGUCAGAAAGAGACUCAAGGAGCGCAUGACUGAAUUGUUUGACUACCCCAAAUACAGCUGUCCUUGCAGGAAAGGGAAACGAUAUUUUUACUUCCACAACUCUGGGCUGCAGAACCAGUACGUGUUGUAUGUCCAGGAUUCCCUGGAUGGAGAAGCUCGGGUGUUCCUGGAUCCCAACAAGCUCUCUGAGGAUGGGACCGUAGCCUUGAAGAUGCUGGCCUUCUCCGAGGACAAUGAGUUCUUGGCAUAUGGACUCAGUAAAAGUGGAUCCGACUGGGUCACAAUCAAAAUCUUAAAAGUCGAAGGUCCUGAAGAUCUACCGGACACUCUGGAAAAGGUGAAAUUCAGCUGCCUAUCCUGGACUCAUGACGGAAAGGGAAUUUUCUACAACCGCUACCCAGAACAAGAAGGAAGAACAGAUGGCACUGAAACCACAUCUAACAUCCACCAGAAGCUCUAUUAUCAUGUGCUUGGCACCAACCAGACAGAGGACAUCCUGUGUGCAGAAUUCCCAGAUAACCCCAAAUGGAAAAGUGCAGCCCAGGUUUCUGAUGAUGGUCGCUAUGUACUGUUAUCAAUUCGAGAGGGUUGCCAGCCCAAGAACCAAAUCUGGUACUGUGACCUGCACCAGCUACCAAGUGGCAUAACUGGCCUCCUUCCCUGGGUUAAACUGACUGACAACUUUGAUGCAGAGUAUAGUUAUCUCACAAAUGAAGGGCCUGUGUUCACAUUCAGAACGAACCUCGAUGCUCCUCGCUAUCGAGUCCUCAAUAUUAACCUGGAGCAGCCAGCUAUGUCACAAUGGAAGGAACUCAUUCCCCAACAUCAGAAGGAUGUCUUGGACUGGGCAACCUGUGUCAACUAUAAGUUCCUGGUCCUGAAUUACCUAAAGGAUGUGAAGGAUACCCUCCAGCUGUACGAUCUUGCCACAGGAGCCUUCCUUAAGGACCUCCCCCUUGAUGUUGGCAGCAUUUCUGGAUACAGUGGGCGGAAGAAGAACAAGGAAAUCUUUUACCAGUUCACCUCCUACCUGACACCAGGAAUCAUCUACCACUGCGACCUGACUCAAGAGGUGCUGGAGCCUAAAGUUUUCAGAGAAGUGGAGAUCAAAGGAUUCAACUUCUCCGAUUAUCAGACAGUUCAGGUUUUUUACCCGAGUAAAGAUGGGACAAAGAUCCCAAUGUUCAUUGUCCACAAGAAAGGGAUAAAACAAGAUGGUUCCCACCCAGUAUUCCUGCAUGGCUAUGGAGGGUUCAACAUCUCGAUGGGUCCAUAUUACAAUGUGGCAUAUCUGAUCUUCAUCAGGCACUUGGGCGGGAUCCUUGCUGUGGCUAAUAUACGAGGAGGUGGAGAAUACGGAGAAACCUGGCAUCAAGCUGGGAUUCUUGGUAACAAGCAGAAUGGGUUUGAUGAUUUCCAGAGUGCAGCUGAGUAUCUGAUCCAGGAAGGAUUCACCUGCCAAGAGAAGCUGACCAUCAACGGAGCCUCAAAUGGAGGCCUGCUCGUUGCUGCCUGUGUGAACCAGCGGCCUGACCUGUUUGGCUGUGCAGUCAUUGAAGUCGGUGUGAUGGACAUGCUCAAGUUUCACAAGUUUACCAUUGGCCAUGCCUGGACUUCCGACUAUGGCUGUUCUGACAAAAAGGAGCAGUUUGAGUGGCUGAUGAAAUAUUCUCCACUCCACAACAUCAGGGUACCAGAGGCAGGUAUCCAGUACCCAGCCGUGCUGUUGCUGACUGCCGAUCAUGAUGACCGAGUGGUGCCCCUUCACUCUCUGAAAUACAUUGCUACAGUGCAGCACAUAGUGGGCCGCAGUCCCAAUCAGAAGAACCUUCAAAUGAUACGUAUUGAUACCAAAUCAGGGCAUGGGGCUGGGAAGCCGACUAGCAAGAUAAUCGAGGAAGAGUCAGACAUCCUCGCCUUCAUUGCCGAAACCUUGAAGAUUGACUGGCUGGAAUGAGGAAGAUCUCAGAUAUGAUAGUUAAGGCCUUUUCUUUCUACAUUAAUCUCCUGAGCUGAACUUCAAUUCCCUGAGCAAGUUGGAGAGGAAUCUCUCAGACGACAUGGCACUGGCAGUAAGUCUAGGUACUCCGUCCACCAGGGCUGAUUGUUCGGAACACUGGUGUUCCCAUCGGGAUCUCCUGUUCCAUAUCUAUAGCAAUAAUGGACCCAUGAGGCUUACGGAAUUUCAUUUGAAAAUCCCCUUUCCCCACUCUGCCCCUGCACACCAGCCCCUAUAGUUUUUAUACUGUGGUUUCCUUACUCAAAGAACCUUAUUUCAGAGAAGUUUUUUUGAAUAAGAUUUUAAUCCCUCUACAUUCUCUUCUGUUUCUUGUUCAAUGAUCACCACUUGUCCAGAGUAUGUAAAACACUUUGCAUUGUUGUCAUAUUGAAUGGUUGUGUGGACAUUUAGCCUCCAUUGCCUUGUAUUAUAUAUAUGGGAAUUUUUUUUUUAAAAACAUGCAGUGGGUGAUUUGCCUGAGGAAGUGUGGAAGUAGAUACUCUCACAACAUUUAAGCAGCAUCUAGCCAAAUACAUGAAUCAUCAAGGCAUAAGACUAUGGCACUAAUAGGAUUAGUGUGGAUAGGUAUAAUGGGCAACAUAGAUAUUGUGGGUUGAUGGGCCUGUUUUAGUACUGUGUGACUCUGGCUUGUGGCACUCUCUGGUGAAUCAGGCAGCUGUUAAGAUCCCUUGGCACUUCGGAGUCCAAAGCAGAGCAUUUGCCCCUCUUGUCUAGGCCAGCAUUUAUUCCCCAACCAAACUCACUGUAAUUCAGAUCGUGGAUCUUCCAGUGACUACGCUCAAAAUACUCCAUUAGUUGUGAGGUGCCCUGUUGCAAAAAGCACUUUAUAAACAUCUCUUUAAUGUUUGACAGAAUGCAGCAUAAAAGUGUUUCAUUGCUAACAGUUGUAAUAAUGAGGCUUAUUCAAAAAAAUUUUUUCAGAACCUUUGUGUAAUGAAUUAAAUAAAAACAAAUGAUGAAAAUGUGAA